Scutellospora calospora is the source of this 501-nucleotide messenger RNA. NCBI's taxonomy places the organism in Eukaryota, Fungi, Glomeromycota, Glomeromycetes, Diversisporales, Gigasporaceae. The record is from the annotation of a GenBank genome assembly.
AUGGAGAAGUUAUAUUAAUUGAGUUUUCUGACCAAAAUAUGGAGAAUAAUCUUAUUGAUCUAAACGAAUAUUACGAUUCAGAUUAUUCUGAGAUGGAGUCCGAAUCUAGUGAUUCUGAAACAGAGUUUGAAUCUAGUGAUUCUGAAGCAAUGAAUGUACCUCUCCUGGUUAUAAGUGGAAUAAUACAAGAUAAUAGCAGAGCUAGUGUUGAGACAAAUAAUAUCGAUUUUAUUCCUAAUCAUUCAUUACUAUCAAUAUGUACUGAUAAGCUCCUCAAGAAAAUAGGUAGUAAAAUUAGCAGAAAAUUAAUACUCGAAGAAAAAGAUAGCAAAUUCAUCAGAGAAGAAGCCACAGCUCUACUUGGAUUGGCCGUAAUCCUACUUAUAUUUAUAUCUAAUAUAAAAGAUAAUAUCCGUCUUAAUAAUAAAAAAUCUAUCAUGAUUCCAACUGAAGUACUGGUUGAUAGAUAUAACUCUACAUUACCUAAUUAUAUAUUGCUUG